Molecule: messenger RNA, 1007 nt
Organism: Achroia grisella
Lineage: Eukaryota; Metazoa; Arthropoda; Insecta; Lepidoptera; Pyralidae
Product: PIH1 domain-containing protein 1-like
Exons: 5
Coding region: 49-960 (303 amino acids)
Biological process (GO): box C/D snoRNP assembly; rRNA processing
Cellular component (GO): ribonucleoprotein complex; R2TP complex; cytoplasm
Source: RefSeq, a predicted model, not a curated record
CGAGAAAAUCUUUUCUUUAAUUUGAAAUAAUUGAAAAUUUGAAUAAAAAUGUCUAAAAAGUCAAUCACAUUGGACGUCGAUCCAACGAUAAUGGAGCGAAAUAUGAAAAUCAUUCAAGAUAAUCCAGUUGAAGAGGAGUUCAAUAAACUUCUGUCAUCAGCAGUAGACACAGUUCCUUCAAAGCUUGUUAAACCAAGACCAGGAUUUUGUGUCAAGACUUAUACCAAACCAGAUAACAAAAAAGUGUUUGUGAAUAUAUGUCUCACAGAAGCAAUACCCUGUCCAAGAGAUAUUACAAAUAAUGAGCUUAUGCAAAUACUCAAUUCCGAUGACCCAUCUAGUUACAGAGUGCCCAUGAGCUUAGGCGAAGGUAGAACUGAGCAGGAUAAAUCUGGAGUUCCAGCUACAGUCUAUGAUGUUGCUAUAAACCCAGAUUUCUUUAAGAAAAUAGAAAAAGAUGAUUUAUUUCAAACAUUCUUUCUCACUGUUGUGUUUGAAGGAUUACAGGAUAAAUACCAAUUUGAAAUUGACAUAACUAAGUACACCAUUUUGAAACAUAGGAAAUCAAUAGGCACUCUGCAAUCUCAUAGGAUUCAAAUAAGGGAUAUCCAGACUUGUGAGGAAAAAACAAAGUCACCUCUGAUAGAGGAAAUUCAGGAAAAGCCAGCAAAAAUUAAAGAAAUUAAUGUGACAAAGAAGAGAGAAUUAAUUUAUAGGUUAAGAAGGGAACCACCCACUGGAGAAAUAGAGUAUUUAUUAGCGGAAUUCAAGAUACCUGCAUCUAUGGAGCUAAAAGAUAUGAACUUGGAAGUUGGUAAAGACCGUUUAGUUCUAGACUCUAAAGGAACAUACGAUCUUGUGGAUUUCUUCUUACCUUGCAGUGUUGAUCAGGAUAUAAUUGAUGCUCAACUAAAUAGGAAUAAUGACAUGUUGCUGGUCAAAAUGCCUGUGAUUCAUUAGUGUCAUAGUUAGUAAUUAAUAUGUUAAAAAUAAUAAAUAUAUAAUUA